ACGCGCAAACACAAGUCGGGGCGAGGCGGCCACCGCGAGUUCCGGGCCGGGAGCGGGGCAGCAGAGCGCGGCGACUAAGUCAUGGAGAGCGGCGACGGCGGCGGCGGUGCCUACGGAGCUGCCAAGGCGGGCGGCACCUUCGACCCGUGGCGCUUCUUGCAGCAGCCGCAGGUCAUCGCGCGCAUUCUGAGUGCGAUUUUUGCACUCAUUGUUUUCUCCUGCAUCAUUGGUGAAGGCUACACCAACCAUUCUUCAUCCGACAAGCUGUACUGCGUCUUCAACCACAGUGAGGAUGCUUGUCGUUACGGCAUUGGCAUCGGAGUGAUUGCCUUCCUGGCUUGUGUAUUCUUCUUGAUGGUGGAUAUCUACUUCCCACAGAUUAGCAAUGCCACUGAUCGCAAGUACCUCGUUAUGGCCGACCUGGGCUUCUCAGCUCUCUGGGCCUUUCUGUGGUUUAUUGGGUUCUGCGUGCUAACAAACCAGUGGGCAUCAACAGCUCCCAAAGAUGUAUCGAUUGGAGCCGACUCUGCCCGUGCUUCAAUUGCCUUCAGCUUUUUCUCCAUCUUCUCAUGGGGGCUCCUGAUCACGUUUGCACUUCAGCGCUACCGCAUGGGGGUGCAAGAUUUUGACCACAGCUACGUUGACCCAGCUCCAGGUCCUGUGCCCCCCUACUCAAGCUACCCCAAUGUUGGUCAUGAGAGCUACCAGCAGCCACCCUUCACUCCUCGCACCGGAGAGGACUCUGAGGGCUACCAGCCUCCCCCUGUGUACUGAUUGCUACUAGCACUGUUUAAAGCAGCUCAUGGGGAAUAGCCACCUAAGUGCAAUUGAUUCACUUGCUUGGGUUGGGGAAAGGCAUCUACUGUGAAGAGUAAGAAUGCCACAGCUUAACUUUUGUGUGUGCGUGUGCAUUGGGUUCUGGGGUAUCCUUGCUGUUUUCUACCCCUGCAGAAAAUACUUCGCUCCGCCCUCAGGGGUGUGAGAGGCUUUCUUUCUGGCCUGUGUGUGACGUGCAAGGC
Messenger RNA from Podarcis raffonei (Aeolian wall lizard), 1019 nucleotides. It is a transcript of the gene SYNGR2, whose product is annotated as synaptogyrin 2. The record is from RefSeq and is a predicted model, not a curated record. The transcript has 4 exons. Gene Ontology annotation, cellular component: neuromuscular junction; synaptic vesicle membrane. Bases 82 to 774 code for a protein of 230 amino acids. NCBI's taxonomy places the organism in Eukaryota, Metazoa, Chordata, Lepidosauria, Squamata, Lacertidae.